This is a messenger RNA of Hordeum vulgare subsp. vulgare (domesticated barley), 1675 nucleotides long. RefSeq names its product crocetin glucosyltransferase, chloroplastic-like. NCBI's taxonomy places the organism in Eukaryota, Viridiplantae, Streptophyta, Magnoliopsida, Poales, Poaceae. The record is from RefSeq and is a predicted model, not a curated record. Gene Ontology annotation, molecular function: UDP-glycosyltransferase activity. The coding region runs from base 111 to 1520 and encodes 469 amino acids. The transcript has a single exon.
CGCCCGCUCACGGACGCCACCACACAAAUCGGAAGGCUUGCUUGCCGUCGCUGCAGAGCUGAGGUACGCGAAAGCUACGCGAGUCGCCGAGUCAGGAAAGGGAGACAAGCAUGUCUCCGCAGCGGCACUUCCUCGUGCUGACGUUCCCGCUCCAGGGCCACAUCGCGCCGGCGCUCCGCCUCGCCCGGCGCCUGCUGGCCGCCGCACCCGACGCGCUCGUCACGUUCUCCACCACCGAGGCAGCGCACCGCCGCAUGUUCCCGGCGGAGCCGGACGGCGGCGUCGACGACUGCCGCCUCGAGCUCCUCCCGUUCUCAGACGGCACCGACGCCGGGUAUGAUAGGAGCAGUACCGACCCCGCGGCGUUCACCGACUACAUGGCGUCCUUCCAGGCCGCAGGCGCGCGCAGCGUCGGGGAGCUCGUGGACGCGCUCGCCGCGCGCGGCCGCCCCGUGACCCGCGUCGUGUACACGAUGCUCCUCCCGUGGGCCGCGGACGUGGCUCGCGAGAAAGGCCUGCCGUCCGCGCUCUACUGGAUCCAGCCGGCCGCCGUGCUCGCCGUCUACUACCACUACUUCCAUGGCUACGCCGCCGUCGUGGCCGACCACCGCCACGACCCGUCGUUCGUCGUGCGGUUCCCGGGCCUCCCGCCGCAGGCCGUGCGGGAUCUCCCGUCCUUCAUCACCGAUUCCACCGACCCGUCCGAGUUCUUCCACAGCGUGUACACUACCGUCCGCGACCUGUUCGAAUCGCUCGACAGGGAGAGCCCCAGAGCCACCGUGCUCGUGAACACGUGCCAGGAACUCGAGGAGGGCGCGCUCGCCGCGGUGAGAGCGUACGACGCGCUGCCGAUAGGCCCGGUGCUCCCGUCCGGCGACGAGGCCGGCCUCUUCAAGCAGGACAGCGCCAAGUACAUGGAGUGGCUCGACGCCAAACCGGUCGACUCCGUGGUGUACGUCGCCUUCGGCAGCCUGACGGGGAUGGCGAGGGAGCAGCUAGAUGAGCUGCUCCUCGGCCUUGAGGAGAGCGGGAGGCCGUACCUCUUCAUCGUCCGGAAGGACAUCAAGGCAGAGCUCGCGGAUGCCGUGGAGACGGACGCGUGGCCCAAGAACGGGGUGGUGGUGGAGUGGUGCGACCAGGUGCGGGUGCUGUCGCACGCGGCCGUGGGUUGCUUCGUGACCCACUGCGGGUGGAACUCCGUGAUGGAGAGCAUGGCCUGCGGCGUGCCGAUGGUGUGUGUGCCUCAGAUGUCGGACCAGCGGAUGAACGCGUGGCUCGUCGAGUUUGAGUGGCGCGUGGGAGCACGCGCAGAGGUGGGCGGCGACGGCGUGCUGCGCGCGGUCGAGGUGAGGCAGCGUCUAGAGGAGGUGACGCAGGACGGUGAGGCCGGAGCGGGGGGUGCUCGGGGCACGGCAUCGGAAUGGAAGCGGGUGGUCGCUGAGGCUCUGGGAAAAGACGGCUCGUCGGAUCGUAAUCUAAGGGCAUUCGUGGAGGGCAUCAUUAGCAGUGUCUCCUUAUGAUACCAGCUUGUAGCGUAGGAGGAGAGAUGCGAGGCUUGACACGACGGCAGGUGCACCAAGACUAUAUCUACUUGGCAACCCAAUGUGUGGUUGCAUGGCUAGAAUCACAGUGGUAUCAUCAGCUUAUCAGAGUUUAAAUCUUGAUGCUUGCAUUA